Molecule: messenger RNA, 1113 nt
Organism: Octopus sinensis (East Asian common octopus)
Lineage: Eukaryota; Metazoa; Mollusca; Cephalopoda; Octopoda; Octopodidae
Product: cullin-3-A
Exons: 9
Coding region: 16-852 (278 amino acids)
Biological process (GO): protein ubiquitination; ubiquitin-dependent protein catabolic process
Cellular component (GO): Cul3-RING ubiquitin ligase complex
Molecular function (GO): ubiquitin protein ligase binding
Source: RefSeq, a predicted model, not a curated record
UCUUGAAUAGCAAACAUGGAUGAAACUCUCUUAACAUUUGGUGCCAGUUUAUUUGGUGUUGACCUGUUUGUUCGAGUCCUUACCACUGGAUUUUGGCCUACACAGUCUGCACCACCAAGAUGUAAUAUCCCACAAGCUCCCAGAUCAGCCUUCGAAACUUUUAGACGAUUUUAUCUUGCUAAACACAGUGGCAGACAGUUAACACUACAACCACAACUUGGUUCAGCUGAUUUGCAUGCUUGUUUCUAUGGUCCCCGUAAAGAAGAAAGUAGUGAUGGUGCUAGUGCCAGUUCAUCAAAAGGGCCUCGUAAACACAUUAUUCAAGUAUCAUCAUUCCAGAUGUGUGUCUUAAUGCUAUUCAAUACCCAUGGGAAAAUGACCUAUGAGGAUAUAAAAAGUGAAACAGAUAUUCCAGAAAAAGACCUACUCCGAGCCAUCCAAUCUCUUGCUGUUGGUAAGAUAGCCCAACGAGUCCUUCAUAAAGAUCCAAAGACUAAAGAAAUUGAACCAGAUCAUGUCUUUACUGUUAAUGACCAGUUUACAUCUAAACUUUUUAGAGUUAAAAUACAAACAGUGGCUGGCAAUAAAGGAGAGGCUGAACCAGAGCGUAAAGAGACCCGGAAUAAAGUUGAUGAAGACCGAAAACAUGAGAUUGAAGCUGCAAUUGUCAGGAUCAUGAAAGCCAGAAAAAAGCUACAACAUAAUGUAUUAGUUGCAGAGGUCACUGAACAACUAAAAGCUCGAUUUCUACCUAGUCCAGUGGUCAUUAAAAAACGCAUUGAAGGCUUGAUAGAGCGAGAAUAUUUGGCUAGAACACCUGAAGACAGAAAAAUGUAUACAUAUCUUGCAUAAUGAGUUGUCACCUAGCCAGCAGCUACAAGUCAACAUCCAGUGUUUUAUGCCAUUUAAUGUGAUUGUAUAUAGAUAUAAAUAAUAAUAAAAAAGUCAAUAAUUGCACCAUUACAUGCUGUUAUGAUCCAACGAUGCAUUCUUUAUGCUAUCUGAGCAAUUGUCUUUAAACUAUUGGCAGUAUGUUUUAUGGUUAAAAAACAACAACUAAAUAAGCUAACUAUUCAAAUUGACCUUGCUGAAGAUUCUGGUGAGAUUCUAAAA